GCUGCAUUCUGUUUACUGUAGGCCAGCCCACGAGCAAGGGAGGUGAGUUGGACUCCACCUCUUAUUGGCAGAGCGUCACAGCCAUGUUAUAGGAGACCAUGUGGGAUAAGAGAUAGGGCUGUGGCCAUCUUUGCAGAAUACAGCCUACUACUCUGAAAAACUAGCCACAUUCAGACAAAAAAAGAGAAAGAGCUUUGGAAGGAAGCCUCCAAACUUCUUUGGCAACGGUGGGCUGGACCUAAGCGCUCUACUUCCUGUGUCCCCUGGGGGCUGCCAGGAGCCAUGUUCAUCUUGUACACGUUCAUGAUGAGUGUUUUUGCCUUUGCCAUUCAGCCAGAGGCGCACACAGGACACUGCCCAUAUCGUGGCAAGCAUUUCAAAGUGGAAUUCAGGCUGGAAGGGGAGCUGGUGGUCCUAAGGUGCCCCCAGAUGUGGUCCUGGGCAGGGAUUUCUGUCGACCCCCACGUCAACCUGACCUGGCGUAGAAACGGUUCUGCUCAGCUGGUUCCGGCAGAAGAGGCACGGAUGCGGGUGGAGGACGGCAAGCUCUGGCUCCUGCCUGCCUUGCAGAGCGACUCUGGAACCUACAUCUGCACUGUCAGAAACGCCUCCUACUGUGGUGAAAUGUCCACGGAGCUCAGGGUUUUUGAAAACACGGAAGCAUCCCUGCCGUUCAUCUCCUACCCACAGAUUCUAACCUUGUCAACUUCUGGGAGAUUAGUGUGCCCUGAUUUAGGGGAAUUCGCCCGUAACAAAACUGAUGUGAAGAUUCAAUGGUACAAGGAUUCUGUCCUUUUGGAUCAAGACAAUAAGAAAUUUAUAAGUGUGACAGGGACAUCUCACUUAGUCAUCCAGGAUGUGGCCAUGGAGGAUGCGGGCUACUACAUGUGUGCCUUCACAUUUUCCCAUGGAGGAAAGCAGUACAACGUCACUAGGAAUAUUGAACUGCGUAUCAAGCAAAGAAUAGAAGAGACCAUUCCCGUGAUUAUCUCCCCCCGCCAGACCAUAUCAGCUUCUCUGGGGUCAAGACUGACAAUCCCAUGUAAGGUGUUUCUGGGAGCUGGCACACCCUUGAGCACCAUGCUGUGGUGGAAGGCCAACAACACCCAUGUGGACAGCGCCUACCAGGGGGGCCGUGUGACCGAGGGACCACGCCAGGAAUAUUCCGAAAAUAAUGAGAACUACAUCGAAGUGCCAUUGAUUUUCAAUCCAGUCACCAGAGAAGAUCUGAACACGGAUUUUAAGUGUGUGGUCCGGAAUACGUUGAGUGUUCAGACACUACACACCACAGUCAGAGAAGCCUCUUCCUCGUUCUCCUGGGAGAUUGCACUGGCCCCCCUGACGCUGGUCUUCUUGGUGUUGGGGGGACUAUGGAUGCACAGGCGGUGCAAACGCAGAGCUGGAAAAGCAUAUGGUCUGACUAUGCUGAAGACUGGCUGCCAAGAAUUUCCAGCCUACCCAAGUACAAUAAAGGAAAUGAUUUAAUGCCAACAGGAACCAUAUCCUGUCUUAUGGAAGUGCUGUGCCUUUCUGAUGGCUCCUGCUUUUCCUCAGCUGUUUAACAGAGCCACUGUCAACGGUGGGUUUGAGUAGGCGGCUGAAGUCUUAGGUUCCAUUAUUUUUCUUGCAAUCAACAGCAGGAGCAAAUGUGCACGUGAGUCUGAGCCUGAGGAAUUCUCUACCACUUGAGAUCUCUUGAAAAGAAUGAGAUACCCUUGGGCCUGACUCCCCGUGGCAAACAUCUGAAAUGAGUUUUGAAACUCAUUCACGCAUUCAAAUUUAUUUUGGCUAGGCUCUAGGAGAUGUUGUAGAAACGGAGAAGGGUAAGAUGUAGUUUGCCUUUCAGGAAGACAGAAUUUCAUUUUGAGCCCGGAAAAGAUGAUUUAGAAAUGCCAAAGUGUAAGAAGCAAUGAGAGUUGCUGAUUUUUUUUGAAAUGGUGAUCCGAAGGAUAAUAAUUAAUAUAGAAUGGAUUGGGCAGUUAGCCUGAUGGCUAAGAGGCUUGUUGAGAUGCCGGGACUUGCUUCUCGACGCUUGUUCCUGACUUCUGCUUACUUCUGAGGCAUACCUGGGAGGCAGCAGUGAUGGCUCAAGUGACUGGGCCCCUGCUGCCCAUGAGGGAGAACCAGAUGGAGUUUCAGGCUCCUUGAUUCUACCCCAACAGAGCCCCAGCUCUUGUGGGCAUUUGGGGGAAUGAAGAGCAGAUGGGAGCUUUCUCUAUCUGUCCUCUCCCUCUCAAAUAAGUAAAUAAAUAAAUAGAUUAAGAAA
This is a messenger RNA of Oryctolagus cuniculus (rabbit), 2266 nucleotides long. The record is from RefSeq and is a predicted model, not a curated record. Lineage: Eukaryota; Metazoa; Chordata; Mammalia; Lagomorpha; Leporidae.